Coccidioides immitis RS is the source of this 1620-nucleotide messenger RNA. RefSeq lists its product as uncharacterized. The coding region runs from base 232 to 663 and encodes 143 amino acids. Lineage: Eukaryota; Fungi; Ascomycota; Eurotiomycetes; Onygenales; Onygenaceae. The record is from RefSeq and is a predicted model, not a curated record. The transcript is spliced from 4 exons.
CAAGCUUCCUCAGAACACAAAAGAAAUGAGGGAGCUGAAAGAGAGCUGUUGAGAAUAUAAGCUCAUCAAACAUGCCAGAUGCUCGAGCAAAGGAGUGGUGGAAACCAUCGGUUUCACGCCAACAGUUCAUUAGUUGUAUAAACUAUCUAUUCGACGAUGGUUGUUGAAUUCCUCCAUGCUCUUCCGGUAUCCCUUCGCCUCCCCCUUACUAAAAAGCUCGUACAAAAUUAGAUGAGCAAUCAACGUUGUUUGAUAGCCACGAUUGGGGUUGUCUCCCUCGCCCCAAUACUCACAAGCCCCGCGCUUGCACACUUGACAUACACGACGGAAAACGCAUCUGGUUCCGACUUGCAGUUUGGCCUACUCGCUGGGCAAAACGAUAUGCUAAACUCGUGUGGAUCGGAGCCGGAAGUCAAAAUCCAAACACUUGAUAAGGAUCCUCGGCUCUUUUUCAAUGUUACUUCGCCGUCAAGUACAUUUAUAUGCGGCUCACAGGGUUCCAGGAAAAGCCAUAUCCUAGCAUGCCUGUUGGAGAAUUGCUUAAUCCCGUCACGGGCAGGGAGGCUUUCCAACCCCCUUACAGGCCUCGUAUUUCACUACGAUACAUUCAUCUGCGAUACAGGAGGGUCAUCCCGUGAAGCAGCAUUCUUGUCCUGGAGUUGAGGUUCGAGUGCUGUACUCUCCAACCAACGUGGAAAAAAUUCAGACCACCUAUUCUGGAUUUAAUACUGUUGUCGAAACGCUAAAAAUCGAUCAAAAGGAUCUCAAUACAAAAUGAAUGGUGGAUCUAAUGGCAGUUGGCCAGGAUGACGGGCCAAUGCCACUUUAUAUGCAUACAUUGAAACGGAUUUUGCAGGAAAUGCGAAUUUCACAGCAACAGUUGGGUACCAAGUUCAAUUAUCGAGAAUUCAAGAAAAUGGUGAUGGAGUCUGGUUUGACUCCUGCCCAGCUUGAACUCCUCAAGCAACGUUUAGAUACCCUAGAGAGCUUCAUGCCGCAAACACAAAUCGCGGCUUACAAAAACAUUGGGAAAAAUGAUGCAGGAGGCUCAGACUGGAAACCUGUACCAGGUCGAUUAACUGUCCUUGAUCUCUCAUGUCCCUGCAUUUCACCGGAAACGGCGUGGCUCACUUUUUAACAUCUGUUUAGAAAUUUUUCUUGAGCAGAAUCCAGACAUUGGCAGAGUAGUUGCCUUGGACGAAGCACACAAGCGGCAUCUUGGCGUUCGCAUAAUCAUAUCUACCCAGGAGCCAACCAUAUCAUCUGCGCUUUUGAACCGGAGUGGCUGCGAAGCCUGAACCGACAUUUAUCGCCUGAGUUGGAAACCCCCAAAGUGGGUGGAUAUCAUAGAUGAACAAAAUUUGAAGGUUGCUGGCGCCCUAUAGUGCAGUCAGGGGCACUCAGGCCCUCAGUUUUGUGAUAGGCCUUUUAGGGCACAAACAAUUCCUACUCUGAUUAGAACCCAUCAUUUCAGCCCUGGCAAGUGAGAACUUCAUGGGCUCAAAAUGUUGCUGGUCAAGAUUUUCUGCCAAUAACAACAUAUCCUGGUUUAAAUGUAUGUCAAUACCAGCUAUGUAUACCAGUUUCCAGCAGAUACUCACCAACACCUGUGUCUCUUGC